Rhagoletis zephyria (snowberry fruit fly) is the source of this 1117-nucleotide messenger RNA. RefSeq lists its product as uncharacterized. The record is from RefSeq and is a predicted model, not a curated record. Lineage: Eukaryota; Metazoa; Arthropoda; Insecta; Diptera; Tephritidae.
UUGUCAGUCGUCGGUGAUAGCAGAGAAGCACAAAUGUCGAACUGUUGUGCGUUCUUGCAGCGCGGAUAGUAACGCGAUUUUGGCAUUUUCUUUAUUAUUCGCCAAGCUUUGGGUGGCGUGUGCGUAUGAGUAAUAUUGAGGGAAAUAGUAAAAAAAAAAAAAAAUUCCAAAUCACUGCGUCGAACAUUUGUUAGAGAUUUUUUCUCUUUGUUUUUUUUUUUUUUUGUGUUUUGCGUGAAUACUUCAACACGAUUAAUUUGGGUACUCCUAGUCGUGUGUAUGUAUAGCGGAUUGCCUUUGGCUCGGUUUUUUUUUUGCUUAAAAUUCAACAAAAGUUUGUGUAUCGACGCGCGGGAAACAAGCACUUGCGAACUCUGAAAUCGAAAGAUAUUAAAGAGUGCUUCAUAAAUGGCGAAUUUAGUGCUAAAAACUUAAAGCGCAUAAAACUUUCAACAGCUGUAAUUAAAAAAGUAAUUAAAAAAUAAAAAAUAAUUUAAAAAAUAUUAGUUAAGAAAUCGUUAAACAUCAUCAAUCAUGAUUGACUGGGUGUCAAUCGUGCGACAUUCGCGUCGACGCUUUUCUAAUUACGUCGGUGCGCGUUCGCCGGUGCGUAUACGUCGUCGAAGAAGGCAGUUGGUGGCGCCACCGGCAGCAGCAGCACCAGCAGCAGCCACAGCACAAACACCAACAACUGGCAAGCAUGCGUGCAACAGUGCAACAACACCGGUCGGUGGAGCAAAGACGCCCACCACUAGUAGCGGGGCGAGCAAUAGUGGUCAAAAGGGUAACAGCAGCAGCAAUGGUGGCGGCGGUGCUCAGUAUGCCUGCUGCUGCGCUAAUGUAAGUGUGUGGAUAGCGGGAAUUAUAAGGCUAUGGAAGCGUAAUGAUGCGCGUGUCAGCGUCAAUGUUGCCAAGGCGGCUCGUUCACCUGAAGCGGCGUCCCAGCAUAAUCGCCAACAGCAGCCUGGUAGUGCUAAUGUGGACACUGCAAGCAGCGAAGCUGUAAGUGCUAAUGUCUACAAUAAUAACAGCAUUAAUAAACAAUACAAUAACAACAACAGCACAAGCUCAGGCGUUUGUGUGUCGCCUAUUUAUCAUUUUAAUUGCCUGCAAAUGG